GCGUGGGUUUGGUCUUAUUUUUUGUAAACAAGUUCCUAGCUGCCAGGCGAAAACCUUCUCACGUUGUAACCGUUCUCGCCGACCAGGACGUCAAGAAAACAAAGGCGACCUAAGCAUGUCCUCGUCUACGUCAGACGCCGGGGGCUUUGUGGUCAUUUCAAAAAUAAAUCCAAACAGUAAUACACAAGAUGCACAAGCUCAAGCUGGUAACCCAUCAACCACAACACCAAAGCCAGUCGUCAAGUUUUUAAAAGGAGAACCUGAAGCUCUUGGGGUGACCUCCAUAUUUACCGGAAUCCUUCACAUUGCCAUCGGCAUCGCCUUUGCUAUCGGCUGUCUGAACUUUUGCAACUACUUUCAGUCUUUUAUUGUCACUUCCGGCGUACCCUUUUGGACUGGAAUAAUGUAUAUCAUUUCUGGAUCACUAUCAGUCGCUGCUGCAAAUAAACCUACACCGGGGAAGGUGAUAUCAAGUUUGGUUCUGCACAUAAUCACUACAUUUGUAAGCGCUGUCGGGAUCAUAAUGUAUUCAAUCUUCAUCGCUUCUGUGAAAACUUUUAGUAUAUACAGUAGGGGUUUAUACUGUGCAUUUCAUGAAACAUCUGGUACGUGCGAGGGGUCCUUCAAUCCAAUGGUGGUAUUGGCAGGUAUGGUUUCCUUGCUUCUAAUAUUUACCGUACUGAACUUCUGUAUCAUGAUUUCCACAUUUGUGUUUGGAUGCAAAACCGUGUGCCGAACGUCUUUUAGUGAAACGACCGUGAUUAUAUAUCAAACAACAAACGUGAACACCGGGGACCCCCAACAAGAAAUGUCACGCCGCCCCCCCCAAUCAAAGAUGACAACGGACGGCUUCCUUUUCUGUAAACAACUUCAUGAUUUCAGAAAGACAAUAGAGAAGAUAACUCAUUAUAAAGCAUUCAGCAGAUCACAGAGGAAACCGAAUAACGGGUUAUUGAAAGACUGGUGGAAAAGAAAAGAAAAAAGGGGGAAAAAAAGGUGGGAAAGGAUGUCCUCGAGCAAGUGUGACGACAGUGCUUCUGUGGUUAUUUCUCACUUAAAUCCACCAAGUACCCCUUCCGAUGGAGCCAGUGCCGCAGGGGGUGGUAAAGCACCAGUCACUAGGGUUGAUCCUCUCAAAGUGUUCUACAAAGGAGAACCUGAGGCUCUUGGGGUCGUUCAGAUAUUUAUCGGGAUCUAUCAUUUCUUAACCGGGAUUAUUAUUAGUAUGGUUGAACCUAGGAGCUCGUAUCAUGUCCUGAUUCACACCGGUUUACCUUUUUGGGCUGGAAUUAUGUACAUUAUUUCUGGAUCACUCUCGGUAGCUGCAUCAAACAAAGCAAAACUUGGAAUGCUGAGAUCCAGCCUUGUGAUGAACACAAUCAGCGCAGCAGCUGCCGCCGUAUCAAUUAUUAUAUUGGUCAUCAGUUUCUUAAUUAUUUUCUCUUUUGGUAGCUUUCAUUACAAGCGAUACUAUUGCUCGUAUUACGGUGAAAGUCAGAAAUGCGAAGGACAGUUUGAGUCAGAGAUUGUAAAGAAAGGAUUGGUGCUGCUACUUGUAAUCUUUACAUUAUUGGAGCUCUGCAUCUCCAUAUCAGUAUCAGUCUUCGGAUGUAAAGCCGUAUGCCGAUCAUCUUUCAGCGAGAUGACCGUAAUAGUUUAUCAAAAUACCUCCUUGACCGCAGCCGACCCCUCCAAGGCUACGGCCGUCGCAUCAUCUUCCGAGGUAUUGAAGACACAAUGAAGGAACCUCCAAAUAACUGCGGCCUGUAAAGAUCUAAACGUUCUCUUCGCUCCGAAGAAACUGAAUACUACAUAGCAGUUGAUUACAAAGAACUUUCCGCUUCCCUUUUUUCUUGGAAAUGUGAGAAAAAUUAACAUGAUCUGUUUUUAUUUUGAAUCAACAAAUAGAAAUAUUGGAUAUAUUAUGUAAAACCUAAACUGAUAAACAUAGACAAUUUGGUAAAAGUUUUAAAAAAGAACAUUACUGUCAUAUUAACCAGAACACAAAAUUAUUGUUAAUGGACUAAUCCAUAAUGGCUUUGAAAUAAAACAUUUAAUCACAA
Molecule: messenger RNA, 2063 nt
Organism: Spea bombifrons (plains spadefoot toad)
Lineage: Eukaryota; Metazoa; Chordata; Amphibia; Anura; Pelobatidae
Exons: 14
Coding region: 116-1741 (541 amino acids)
Cellular component (GO): membrane
Source: RefSeq, a predicted model, not a curated record